Molecule: messenger RNA, 807 nt
Organism: Lachancea thermotolerans CBS 6340
Lineage: Eukaryota; Fungi; Ascomycota; Saccharomycetes; Saccharomycetales; Saccharomycetaceae
Gene: UTP23
Product: rRNA-binding ribosome biosynthesis protein UTP23
Exons: 1
Coding region: 1-807 (268 amino acids)
Cellular component (GO): small-subunit processome; nucleolus
Molecular function (GO): small ribosomal subunit rRNA binding
Source: RefSeq, a predicted model, not a curated record
AUGCGUCAAAAGAGAGCGAAAUCUUAUAGGAAGCAAAUGCUUGUCUACAACCACAACUUCAAAUUUAGAGAACCAUACCAGGUUUUGGUUGACGACCAAAUCGUCUGUGAUACACACAGAGCGUCUUUUGACCUUGUCAAAGGGCUUCAGCGAACCCUUCAGGCGGAAGUGAAGCCCAUGAUCACCCAGUGCUGUAUCCAGGCCAUCUAUGAAACAAAAAACCAGGACGCUAUCGAACUAGCCAAAUCCUUUGAGAGAAGGCGCUGCAACCAUCCACCUAAAGAAGCCAAGCCUCCCAUAGAGUGUCUCCAAAGCGUAGUUAGUGUGAAUGGGAAUAACAAGCACAGGUACGUGGUUGCUAGCCAGGAUCCUAGCAUUCGCAAGAAGCUUAGACAAGUUCCGGGUGUGCCGCUGAUAUACAUGAAUCGUUCUGUAAUGGUCAUGGAACCUUUGAGCAAGGCUAGCGGAGACUUCAGUCGCGCCCAGGAAAAGGAGAAGUUAUUUAAAGGGUUGAAUGAUCCCAAGUAUGCUGGCCUUCCAGCAGAGGAAGAAGGAGGAAAGACCGACAAUGGUACUGAGGUAUCGAAAAACAAGCGCAAAGGCCCCAAGGGGCCUAAUCCUCUCAGCAUAAAGAAAAAAAAGACAGUACCGGAUUCAAAGGACGAAAGCCCACCCUCAGAUAAGAUAUCCGUAACGGACGCGGAGCCGGUGGACCGGUCUUCUUCCGGCCGUCGCCGUAGAAGGCACCAUAAAAGGAGCAGUACAGAAGCUGGAGAGGAGGGCGAGUCUGGGAACAUUAGUAGUUAG